Messenger RNA from Cuscuta campestris, 1856 nucleotides. Lineage: Eukaryota; Viridiplantae; Streptophyta; Magnoliopsida; Solanales; Convolvulaceae. The record is from the annotation of a GenBank genome assembly.
ACCGCCAUUAAAUACUCCUCUGUUUCUUCCACACCAUUUGUUUCUUCAUUCAUUAAUUUCUCUCAGAAAUCACAAUCCCAGACAGAUAUGGUGGCCUCCUCACUCCCAUUCCACGCUCUCCCUCUUCAGAAGUCCUCUUUCUCUUCCUCCAAACGCCGUUUCAAUCCCCAAAUCGUUUGCGUCUCUGUUUCCGACAUCCCGCCGGCGGUUUCUGCCCCGCCGCCCCAGCAGCUGCAGCUGCCUCCCUCUCCCAAGCUCCCGCUUCGGAAAAUCCCAGGAGGUUAUGGGCUCCCUCUCGUCGGCCCGUUGAAGGACAGGCUGGACUACUUCUAUAACCAGGGCCGGGAGGAGUUUUUCCGGCAGAGGAUUCAGAAGUACCAGUCCACGGUCUUCCGGGUCAACAUGCCGCCCGGCCCGUUCAUCUCCGAUGACCCGAAAGUUGUCUGCUUGCUUGACGGCAAGAGCUUUCCCACGCUCUUUGACGUCUCUGUCGUCGAGAAGAGGGACGUCUUCACCGGAACUUACAUGCCGUCGACUGAACUCACCGGCGGGUACCGGAUUUUGUCAUACAUUGACCCGUCGGAACCCAACCAUGCCAAAUUGAAGAACCUCAUGUUCUUUCUCCUCUCCCACCGCCGAGACAAACUCAUGCCGGAGUUCCACGACUGUUACUCCGAGAUGUUUGACGCUCUCGAGAAAGAAGUGGCCCAAAAGGGGAAAGUCGGAUUGAACGCCGCUAAUGAUCAGGCGGCUUUCAAUUUCUUGGCUAGGGCACUCUACGGCGCCGAUCCGGCGGCGACGAAGCUCGGACUGGAGGCGCCGAAGCAAAUCGGAAAAUGGGUUCUGUUCAAUCUCCACCCCGUCCUCAGCCUCGGACUCCCGAAGCAGAUUGAAGAUCCCCUGAUCCACACUUUCCGGCUUCCGCCGGCUCUAGUCAAGAAAGACUACCAGCGGCUCUACGAAUUCUUCUACGAGAACUCCGCCGCCGUCCUAGACCACGGCGAGAAGCUCGGCGUCUCCCGGGAGGAGGCCUGCCACAACCUCGUCUUCGCCACGUGCUUCAACUCCUUCGGCGGGAUGAAGAUCUUCUUCCCCAACAUGAUCAAGUGGAUCGGACGCGCCGGCGUGAAGCUCCACGCGCAACUCGCCAAAGAGAUACGCUCCGUCGUCAAAUCGACCGGAGGAAAAGUGACGAUGGCGGGGAUGGAGCGGAUGGAGCUGAUGAAAUCCGUCGUCUACGAGUGCUUCCGGAUCGAGCCGCCGGUUCCGACCCAAUACGGGCGAGCCAAACGCGACAUAGUGAUCGAAUCCCACGACGCCCGGUUCGAGGUGAAAGCCGGCGAGAUGCUAUUCGGGUUCCAGCCGUUCGCGACCAAAGACCCGAAGAUAUUCGACCGGGCCCAGGAGUUUGUGCCGGACCGAUUUGUGGGCGAGCGGGGGAAGGAGCUGCUGAAGCACGUGCUGUGGUCAAACGGCCGGGAGACGGAGAGUCCGACGGUCAACGACAAGCAGUGCGCCGGAAAGGAUUUCGUGAUGCUGGUGUCGCGGCUGAUGGUGGUGGAGCUCUUCCUCCGUUACGACUCCUUCGACAUUGAAGCCGCCAUGUCGCCGCUAGGGGCGGCUGUCACCUUGACUUCGUUAAAAAGGGCCAGCUUUUGAUUUCUCCAUUUUUUUUCGUUGUCACAAAAAGUUCUUUCUCGUCUUAUUUUUAUUAUUAUUAAUAUUAUGUCUCUCUUUCAAAUUGUUUUUUAUUUAUAUAGGAAGUAUUAAUGUUGUCACUAUAUCUCAGUCUCAUUUCAAGCCUAAUGUCUGAUUAAUGUUAUCUGCUAAAAUAUGAUUAAAUGGCAUAAUUUUUG